AUGAAUAAAGACGGCAUUAUUAAAGAUUAUUAUAUCGAGCCGGCUAAGGUGCCAGUGGUCAAUUUCCAAUUGCUCAACUCCUCCAACAAAGCAGAAAGACAUGCUGCCAUCGAGCUACUGGACGCGGCAUUUAGAGAAUGGGGGUUUGUCUAUAUUUCCAACCAUAGUAUCUCUUCGGAGAAGGUCGAUCUAGCCUUUGAAUGGUCCCGACGUUUCUUUGCUCAGUCCUCUGAGACUAAGGAAUUGAUCGCUCACCCUCCUAGCGGUGAGAUUGACGACAAUCGUGGCUGGGCGAAGACUGGAUUGGGGCAUACUGUCCAAAUGGUUUUCGAUGCCGAUGAGGCAGAAGAGUUUCGACAGAAGAAUCCUGACUAUAAGGAAACCCUAGAGUUAGGAAACCCUUUUUCCGAUGAAGUUCCUCCAAAUAGAUGGCUUCCAGACCACCUCUUACCUGGGUUUAAAAAUUUUGUCGAGUCCUGGUGGACAGAUUGUGCUACACUUGCUCAUAGCCUUUACGGGUCUGUUGGGGAGGCACUGAAGCUGCGCAACGAGGACUAUUUCUGUCGAAUUCACUCGAAGGAUGACUGCCAUAUGACCUGGAACUUCUAUCCAUCCAUGCGCCUGCAAGCGUUGCACUCUGCCGACGCCAAGCGCCUCAACGCGCAUACCGAUUUCGGGACAUUAACCAUCGUGUUUCAAGAUGCGGUCGGUGGCCUCGAGGUUCAUGACGGCCAUAUGUUCCGUCCCAUCGUGCCGAUCCCGGGCGCUGUAGUCGUCAACGUGGGAGAUAUGCUCGAGCAACAGUCGAAUGGGCAAUGGAAGAGUGCGUUGCAUCGAGUGGUCGGUCCGGCGAAUUUGAUGAAGCCGGGAAGCGUUCAAGAUGGAGACCAGGAUAAUGCUAUUGAUAGGUAUUCUUUAGUUUACUUUGGCGUCCCUAACCCGAGUGAGAAGAUUGAGAUAGCCCCGGGAUGCGAAGAGCCCGGGAAAUGGAAACCGAACAUGAGUGGGGACUGGGGCAAGCUCUCGGCGAGGCAGUGGAUUGAAAAGCGGCUUGCGGUUGAGUACUAA
Talaromyces proteolyticus is the source of this 1068-nucleotide messenger RNA. Its product is annotated as 2OG-Fe(II) oxygenase superfamily protein. Gene Ontology annotation, molecular function: dioxygenase activity. The transcript is spliced from 2 exons. Lineage: Eukaryota; Fungi; Ascomycota; Eurotiomycetes; Eurotiales; Trichocomaceae. Bases 1 to 1068 code for a protein of 355 amino acids. The record is from RefSeq and is a predicted model, not a curated record.